Asterias rubens (European starfish) is the source of this 3471-nucleotide messenger RNA. Its product is annotated as malate dehydrogenase, cytoplasmic-like. The transcript is spliced from 8 exons. Gene Ontology annotation, biological process: oxaloacetate metabolic process; malate metabolic process; tricarboxylic acid cycle. Lineage: Eukaryota; Metazoa; Echinodermata; Asteroidea; Forcipulatida; Asteriidae. Bases 73 to 1062 code for a protein of 329 amino acids. The record is from RefSeq and is a predicted model, not a curated record. Gene Ontology annotation, molecular function: L-malate dehydrogenase (NAD+) activity. Gene Ontology annotation, cellular component: mitochondrion; cytosol.
CAUUCUUCUCAGAUCAUCAGGGAGGACUCUUGGAAUCUUCAACUGCAGAAUCUUCAGUAUAAAUAACGAAACAUGGCUCUUCGUGUGUGUGUUACUGGUGCUGCUGGUCAGAUCGCCUAUUCCCUGCUGUACUCCAUCGCCAAAGGGGAUGUGUUCGGAGCUGACCAGCAACUGGAGCUUUUGCUGUUGGAUAUCCCUCCAAUGAUGGCAGUGGUUGAGGGCGUGAAGAUGGAGCUCAGUGAUUGCUCACUUCCACUCCUCAAAGAUGUUGUAGCAACUGCUGACUACAAGGAAGCUUUCCUAAAUGCAGAUGUGGCCAUCUUGGUCGGUGCCAUGCCAAGGAGGGAAGGGAUGGAACGCAAAGACCUCCUUAAGGCCAAUGCUAAGAUCUUUGAGGGUCAAGGCAAGGCUAUAAACGACUAUGCCAAGAAAACCAUCAAGGUCCUUGUUGUAGGCAACCCAGCCAACACUAACUGUCUGAUCACCAAGACAUGUGCACCAUCAAUCCCUGCCGCCAACUUCUCCUGCCUCACUCGCCUGGACCAAAACAGGGCUCAAUAUCAGGUGGCCAACAGGGUUGGUGUUCCCUGUGACAAGGUGCGCAACGUCAUCAUCUGGGGUAACCACUCCGCUACGCAGUUCCCCGAUGUCAGCCAAGCUGUAGUGGUCACCAACGAGCGAACACCAGUCUAUGCUGCCGUUAAGGACGAUGCCUGGCUCAAGGGAGACUUCAUCUCUACCAUACAAACUCGUGGUGCUGCUGUGAUUGCUGCUAGGAAGCUGUCCAGUGCAAUGUCCGCAGCCAAGGCCAUCGGAGAUCACAUGCGCGAUUGGUGGUUCGGCACCCAGCCGGAUGAGUGGGUUUCAAUGGGUGUAUUCAGCGACGGCUCAUACGGAAUCCCAGAAGGUCUCAUCUACAGCUACCCAGUCAAGAUCAGCGGCAAAGAGUGGUCUAUCGUCCAGGGUAUGGAGAUCAGCGACUUUGCCCGGGAGAAAAUGGACGCCACGGCUAAGGAGCUGAUGGAGGAGAAAGAGGCUGCAUUGUCUUUCCUCGGCCAAUGACUCCAACAAUCACAACUGUGAAGAAAACACUGCGUACUACUUGUUUAAUUCCCUAUCCCUUCCCCCUCCCCCCUUCUCAGAUGAUUUGGAAAUUGCGGUCUGCCUCCACAUAAGCUGGAAAGAGCUAGAUAUAUUUUCAUUCUUUGAUUGCAGAAACAACUCUUUCCUUCUGAAAUUAGAAAAAAGCAUAAAGAGGAUUUCUCACUCUCAUUUGUGGGGGCAUCCUGCACUUUGAUUGUAAAUUUGAGGAUAGAUUACUUGUGUACUAAAGAAACAUUUUGAAUGAUAAAAUGAUUGACAGUUUAUAAUCUAAAAGCAUGAUAUUCUUCCUACUGUAGUCUGAUUACCGAUUUAGCUCAAAUAUAGCUGAACAUAAAUUGGCAAUAACCAUGAUAUAAACAAAGAUUUAGUGGAAGAUAAAGAUAGUAUUUUUUAGAGAUAGUACUUGUUGAUUCUGCUUGAAGUGGUGUUAGGUCAACUCUUGAGAGAAAAUGUUUAUUGCUUUUCAUGGCCAGGCAUUCAAUCCAAUUCAAAGUAGCAUUUAGUUUCAUGAAGAAGACACAUUGUGUUUGAUAAUGCAGUUUAAAAAAUCAGGGGUAUGUUAAGAAGCAGCCUGUAUACAGAACAACAAGAACUAACGACGAAAACCCAGCAAAACAAAGUUAACCAACCAAACUAAACUGACGCUGGGAAUAACAUAGUUCAGAUACCUGCACAAAGAAAAUCACUUCCCUCAUAAUCUGUGUGAUGAGUGUAAACUAUUGACACAAAAAAUAAACUUGAUAUUUCCGUUCCGAUGAAGGUGCUGGUAUGCUUGUCUUCAUAAUAUCAAUUGAUGUGUAUUUUAAUGUAUAUCAAAUGACCUGGUUUAUAUUUUGCACAGAACCGGGAAAUAAUAGACCAUGGAGAAUGCUUGGUCCCAUCAAUAGCUGUGCACGUUCAGUGUAUGCAAAUAUGAGGAAACUACAAAUAAAUAUUUUGUAUUUAUCCACACCAUGCAAAGCUUAAAUCAAUACUUAUUUUGGCAAAUUCAGUUCUCCCACCAUGCAGACAUGACCAACAAAUGAGCUCUGCAUUCUCUGUGUUUGAUUUCUAUGGUUCAAGACUUAAUGUAAUGCUAAAAGUAUUAUAAUGUUCAAAUCAUCCUAAAGUUAAAAGUCAACCUCCCCCACCCCUCCCAUGUGUUUUCUUACAGUUGUGAACACCAUUUGCAGCUUCCUUCCCCACAUAUCAAUGUUUUUUUCUUUUUCUCUUUUGGGUUAUGUCAGUAAUGGUGAACGUUUAACUCAUCAUAAUGUCAAGAAUGUGACAUUUGAGACAACUCAAAAGAAGAAAAGAAAAAACUGAUUUGUAUUUUUUUUCUAUUUCCUUUGUGGAAAAACUCAUGAAAAUGUCUCCGAUCAUCUGAGCAAUAAUAUCCCUUAUUAGCAUAGGUCAGAAGUGACUUAAAAUGAUUUGGUUCCAUGGUUGAGAUAUUAACAUUCAAAGAAUUAUUUUAGUUUUGAUUGAUGACCAUUUGAUGUGUACUCUGCAAAGAUUGAUUUAUUGAUUUGUUAGCUCAGUGACUAAUUGAUUGGCUGAUUAUACUCUAUUGCUAGGUGGUAGAUUUUCAAAGUACCUGUUCUCUGUUGUGUGCUCAAACUCAACAAGUCAGGCUAUGUAUGACUUCAUCACUGCGGAUGUACCUCAUCCAUGAUCUCUUGACAGUGCAUCAACUGGGCCAUCAUCAUAUUCUCUCUUUAAUCAUCGUCAAGCUCUUUCAACAUUAAGGGAAAGAAUUAUUGCACACACAACUCUCCCUGAUUCUGCAGGAAGUUCAUUGAAAAUAAACCAAUCUGUCCAUGUUCUGAGGAACAGAUUUGACGAUCUCCCUGAUUAUGGAAAUUGUGUCCAUUUUAUGUUGAAUGUAAUUCUAAAUAUCUACCUGAUUGUUGUAAAAAGUCUCCCAGAUUGCAAGAUACUACGCUAGCUCUAUGGUACUACUUGUAAUGGCCUAACCCUCACCCAUUCUUGUAAGGGCAAUUCCUUUUGGUGAAGGGCACUCAACAAGGAAAUUGACAUUUGUACUGGAACAUUUCAUGGGGCACCAAGGGGGCAUGGAGGCAGUUGGCAAUGUAAUUGUUCAAUUUUCAUACAAUAUAAUUCAAGUACAUAAUUACAUUGAAACAUUGAGUUUUAUAUUUAACUUUUAUUUAGAAGUUUUAUUUAAUUUGUUAAGGUCCUUGUUGUCGUAUCUCAAGGCAUUGAAAAAAAACCGAUGUAACAAUUUAGAGAGCAAAACAAAAAAUAGCACUUCCUUAAGAGAUGUAAUCAAUAUAUUUGUGAAUUAAUUUGUUUAUAAAACUUAACUAUGUCAAUUGUGUGCAGUGAAAAGAUGCUAAUAAAAGUAAUAAAAUUACUUUAGAAGAA